AUGUACCCUGAUACCGCCACUGGAAAGUGUAAACCAUGCGAUUCUUUGUGUGGUGGUAGUUGCGACACAACAAAUGGAAUAUGCACAAAUUGUGUUUCUGGUACAGUUUUUAGUGAACCAAAAAGUAAUAAAUGUGUUGAUUGUUCAUCAUUCGAUGCAAACUGUGUUGAGUGUGCAUUAAAUGGAGAGAGAAAAUGUGUUAAAUGUCGAGAAAAUAGUGGGUUUUAUUUAUUAAAUGGAAAUUGUGUUGCUUGUGAUUCAACUUGCAAACCAAAUACAUGUGACUCGACAUCUGGAUUUUGUUCACAAUGUUUGGUAAAUUACACAAUAACAUUUCCAAUUUCUAAAGUCUGUGUGAAAUGCUCCGAAUUCGACUCAUAUUGUUCAAAAUGUGUAUUAGAUUAUACAAGAAAAUGUGAAUUAUGUUCAAUUGGUAAAUAUCCGAAAUUAUCAGAAAACUACAAGUGUGGAAAUUGCGACCCAACAUGUGGAGGACAAUGCAACGGCUCAACAGAUGUGUGUACUGGUUGUUCGUCAAAUUACGUCUUUUCAACAGCAAAUGGUUUGGUGUGUGAUUCGUGUUCAUCUUUUGAUUCAAAUUGUCUGACGUGUGACUCAACAUAUCAGAGAAAAUGCAGUGUAUGUCGAACAAGUGGGACGUAUCCAAGCGAGUCGACAUACAAAUGCAUCUCAUGUGAUAGGACAUGCAAUGGAAACUGUGAUCAAACAACGGGCAAGUGCACUGGUUGUAUCAACAAUUACGUGUUUGAAGCAACUAAGAGUCGCGUGUGUGUUGCUUGCAAAUCGUUUGAUCAGUAUUGCAAGAUGUGUUCGUCCAAUUACAACAGAAAAUGUGUUGAGUGUGAAAGUGGAUUCUAUCCAAAUGCAAAGUGGCGUCUGUGUGUCAUGUGA
This is a messenger RNA of Entamoeba invadens IP1, 912 nucleotides long. RefSeq lists its product as hypothetical. The record is from RefSeq and is a predicted model, not a curated record. NCBI's taxonomy places the organism in Eukaryota, Evosea, Mastigamoebida, Endamoebidae. Bases 1 to 912 code for a protein of 303 amino acids. The transcript has a single exon.